Molecule: messenger RNA, 273 nt
Organism: Paraglomus occultum
Lineage: Eukaryota; Fungi; Glomeromycota; Glomeromycetes; Paraglomerales; Paraglomeraceae
Source: the annotation of a GenBank genome assembly
AUGCUACUAUCCAGGAAAUCAAACGAUGUUAUGGCAACAUCUAGAGGCAGACCGAUAAAUUCGAGAUUGGUUGAACAUUGGAUUGAUUCAAAGAAUACCGCAUAUGACGAGAUUUCGUAUGAAUUUACACUUAUCUACCAGGCAAGCCGUGAUGGAUUUGAUGAUAAAAAUUUCCGUAGCAUGUGUUCCAACAAGGGUCCAUUCAAGAUCAUCCAAAUAUAUUUGAUGCCUGAACCUGAUGGAAAGUCGACUGCAGGAGCACGCGCUCAAUAA